Messenger RNA from Pterocles gutturalis (yellow-throated sandgrouse), 760 nucleotides. It is a transcript of the gene CCDC34, whose product is annotated as coiled-coil domain containing 34. The transcript is spliced from 5 exons. The annotation marks the transcript as partial. NCBI's taxonomy places the organism in Eukaryota, Metazoa, Chordata, Aves, Pterocliformes, Pteroclidae. The record is from RefSeq and is a predicted model, not a curated record.
GAAGGCUGAAGACUCUGAAAUAAUAGGGGAGAAAAAGGAGUCACCUUUGAAAGAUAAUCUUUCACCAUGGGAAGAAUGGUUCAUUGGCAAAGAGAAGGAACUACGUGCCCGCUUACAAGCUAGAGCUGCAGAGGAAAUGAAUAUUCAGCUUGAGAAGAUGAAGCAAAAGCAAGAAUGUGAAAGGAGGAAGAGGAUAGCUGAAGAGAAGCACAAGGAAUGGGUACAAAAAAAAAGAGAAGAGGAAAGAAGGGAAAGGGAACGAAAGCUGACCAAAGAAAUGGCAGAAAAAGCCACAAGGGAACUAGAAAAAAUGCAAUUACAAGAAAAGUCCCAAGAAAAGUAUAAUGAAUGGUUAAAGAAGAAGAGAGCUGAAGAGGCAGAGAAGAAGAAGAAAGAGAAGGAGAAAGAAAAAGAAAGGGAAGCUGAGCUACAGGAGAAGAAAGCAAGAUCAGAGAAGAUCUUUAAGGAAUGGCUACAUAAUGCUAGAAAUAAACCACGCCCUGUUUUAUAUGGUUAUGGCUUCCCACGUGGGAAGUCUGCAGGGUGUGCUGAUGGACAUUUGUAUCCAGCUCCAGCAUAUUGUAACCCCAUUCCUUGGAAACCUGUACAUGUGCCUCCUCCAAAGGAAGACAAUGUUCUUACCGUGAAGAAGAAGAGUAAGAGACCUGUAUCUUGUCAGUCACGUGUGUCUUCGCCUAUGGUAAUUUAUAAGCCCAAGGACAACCUUUGUGUUGGGUCCUUGUGCAGAAAGCAGCUGUAG